This is a messenger RNA of Cavenderia fasciculata, 1191 nucleotides long. RefSeq lists its product as uncharacterized. The coding region runs from base 1 to 1191 and encodes 396 amino acids. Gene Ontology annotation, cellular component: nucleus; cyclin-dependent protein kinase holoenzyme complex. The record is from RefSeq and is a predicted model, not a curated record. NCBI's taxonomy places the organism in Eukaryota, Evosea, Eumycetozoa, Acytosteliales, Cavenderiaceae. The transcript is spliced from 2 exons. Gene Ontology annotation, biological process: regulation of cyclin-dependent protein serine/threonine kinase activity. Gene Ontology annotation, molecular function: protein kinase binding; cyclin-dependent protein serine/threonine kinase regulator activity.
AUGAAUUCAUCUGUAUCACUUUACCCCCCAAACACUUUAUACCAACCACACCAACAAAAACAAUUCCAGUCCUCACAUUAUUACCCAUCGCUGGCAAACUAUAACCAGUUUCAGCAACAACAGCAACAGCAACAGCAACAUCAACAAUAUCCACAAUCUAAAAAUAAUAAUCAACCUUUGAGAUCAACUGAAUACCCACCACAACAAAUCCAACAAUUUAAUAAUAUCUCAAAUUAUAACAAUAAUAAUCAUAACAACAACAAUAAUAAUAAUAUCUACCAACAACAUCAACAACAAAAUGGAGAGAACCAAAAGAUUAUAGAUAUCAAGGACGAACCACAUUUUAAUGACUUGUUGGUACACAAUUUAGUAGCAUUUCAAAAACUACAACCCCAACCAAUUCCAGAGUACUCAAAGAGAUUUGUAAAGGAUAAUUGUAAAUAUGCACCAUUUGAAAUUGGAACACAUUCCGAACCAAUUCACCUUCCUUCAAUGAAUGGAGCCAGUAUGGAUUUUGCAAAGGUCAUCUACAACUGUGACGGUACUGUAAAGACUGUCAACAAUCCAAAAGACAAGACAUACAACCAUCCCGAAUCAUCAUCUCUGGAAUGUUGGAAUUUCUCUGGUUCAAGUACAUCUAGAAUCUACCAAGCACUCAACAAAAGAUCUGAAUUCCACAAAAACACAGCUCAUACUCGAGUCAUCUUUGUCAAAAAAGUAUUUUCUUGGUUGGCAACUCAUGACCGUGAAUACUUGGCUAAUCACAAAACUGUCGAUCUAGUCACUGCCAUCUCUGAUAUUUUAAAUAUGAUUAUUAGUUUAAUCGAAUUACAUAGAGCUCCUCCCUUUCUUUUGUAUCUAAUUAUUCAUGCUGCUGAUCGAUUUGUUGAAAGAACCGGAAUUAAUCAUCACCAAAUUUUCAAUUUAUUAUUAACAAGUGGAAUUGUAAAUUUAAAGUUUUGGAAUGAAGGUUUAUAUAUUCAAAACAAAACCAUUGCAGAUAUCUUUUCAUUCAAUGUUAAGGAUUUAAAUACAAUGGAAAGAAGAUUCUUAUUUGGACUUGAUUAUAAUCUUUGUGUUACAGAAGACCAAUUAUCAAAUUAUAUUGUUCAUAUUAAAAAUCAAUCCCUUUCCAAUAUUCAUCCAAUCAUGUUACAAAGACCACAACAACAACAAAAGAAAAAUACAUAA